This is a messenger RNA of Naumovozyma dairenensis CBS 421, 1278 nucleotides long. RefSeq names its product DNA damage-responsive protein 48 (gene DDR48). The record is from RefSeq and is a predicted model, not a curated record. The transcript has a single exon. The coding region runs from base 1 to 1278 and encodes 425 amino acids. NCBI's taxonomy places the organism in Eukaryota, Fungi, Ascomycota, Saccharomycetes, Saccharomycetales, Saccharomycetaceae.
AUGGGUCUGUUCGAUCAAGUGAAGAAAUUUGCCUCAGGCAACAAUAACAACAAUGACAACAACAACAAUGGCAAUGACAAUUCCAACAAUAACAAUGACAAUUCCAAUAGUAACAAUGAUGACUUUGUUACAAAGGCAGAAAAUUAUGUUGGACAAGACAAAGUAGAUCAAUUCAAAAACAAAAUUGGUGAAGAAAAUUUCAAUACUUUAGAAUCAAAGGUUCGUGAGCAAUUCUCAAAGACUUCCUUGAACGAUAAGAACGAUUCGUAUGGAUCUUCUAACAAUAACGGCUCUUAUGGUAACAGCAACGAUAACAACAACAACAAUGAUGCUUAUGGAUCAUCUAACAAUAAUUCUUAUGGAAAUGACAACAGUGAUUCUUACGGCUCCUCUAACAAUACCGAUGCUUAUGAUUCUUCUAAUAAACAAUCUUCUUACGGUAACGACAACGAUGAUUCAUAUGGCUCAUCUAACAAGAAGUCCUCUUACGGUAAUGACAACGAUGAUUCAUAUGGUUCUUCUAACAAGCAAUCAUCCUACGGUAACGACAACGAUGAUUCAUAUGGUUCUUCCAACAAGCAAUCAUCCUACGGUGACGACAAUGAUGAUUCAUAUGGUUCUUCAAACAAGAAAUCGUCAUAUGGCGAUGAUUCAUAUGGAUCUUCCAACAAGCAAUCAUCCUACGGUAACGACAACGAUGAUUCAUAUGGCUCAUCUAACAAGAAGUCCUCUUACGGUAAUGACAACGAUGAUUCAUAUGGUUCUUCUCACAAGCAAUCAUCCUACGGUAACGACAAUGAUGAUUCAUAUGGUUCUUCAAACAAGAAAUCGUCAUAUGGCGAUGAUUCAUAUGGAUCUUCUAACAAGCAAUCAUCCUACGGUAACGACAACGAUGAUUCAUAUGGCUCAUCUAACAAGAAGUCCUCUUACGGUAAUGACGACGAUGAUUCAUAUGGUUCUUCCAACAAGCAAUCAUCCUACGGUAACGACAACGAUGAUUCAUAUGGCUCAUCUAACAAGAAGUCCUCUUACGGUAAUGACAACGAUGAUUCAUAUGGUUCUUCCAACAAGCAAUCAUCCUACGGUGACGACAAUGACGAUUCAUAUGGGUCAUCUAACAGUAACACUUAUGGAAACAAUAACGAUGAUUCCUACGGUACAGACAGAAACAGUUAUGGAAACUCUAAUCAAAAUUCUUAUAGUAAUGACAAUAAUGAUUCAUAUGGAAGAGGAAAUGGAAAUAGCGGUAACAAUUCCUCUUAUAAUAAUGACUAUUAA